CUCGUCGCUAGCAGCUAGUGAGCGUGCGCCGCCUCCGUCGGCCUAGAGCAGAAACAUGGCCGCGCGGCCCUUGUGGGCGGUCCGGCGGCGGGUGCAGCAACUUUUGGCCUCCAGUGCCGCGUCCGAUGGCAGGGGAUGUCCGCAUCCUUUUAGCACUGCCACCCAGAGCACUGCUGGGGAGGACUGCGGUUCUGAGGACCCUCCUGAUGAGCUGGGGCCCUCUCUUGCAGAAAGAGCCUUAAAGCUAAAAGCUGUGAGACUGGAAAAAGAAGUCCAGGAUUUAACAGUGAGAUACCAGAGAGCUGUGGCUGAUGGUGAAAACAUAAGAAGGCGAACCCAGAGAUGUGUAGAAGACGCCAAGAUAUUUGGAAUUCAGAGUUUCUGUAAGGACCUGGUGGAGGUGGCGGACAUCUUGGAGAAGACCACAGAGUGCAUUUCUGAAGAAGCAGAGCUUGGAGACCAGAAGCUCACGCUGGAGAAGAUCUUCCGGGGCUUGUCACUUUUAGAAGCAAAGCUGAAAAGUGUGUUCGCCAAGCACGGCCUGGAGAAAAUGACCCCCAUUGGUGACAAAUACGACCCUCAUGAGCAUGAACUCAUGUGUCACGUGCCGGCUGGGGUGGGGGUGCAGCCUGGCACGGUGGCGUUGGUGAGGCAAGACGGCUACAAGCUGCACGGCCGCACCAUUAGACUUGCCCGGGUGGAGGUGGCGGUGGAGUCCCAGAGAAGACUGUGAACGGGCAGGGAGGAGCCGCAUGUGCUUCGGAGAGCGGCCGCCUGUGCUCCUUUAUUUAUUAAACUAGGUUUGUAUUGUACAUGAGCUACUUCAUGUGGUCUGUCCUGGAUUUAGUCAUAUUGGCUUUGUUUCUAAGAUACUGUAUUGAUUUACGGUGACCUCUUUGGUCUCAUCAGAAGUCUUGCCAUUGGGCAUUUGAACAAUGUGACAAGUGUUCCUGUGGCCUUUAUCAAAAUAUGUUUAAGAAAAUUAUUUUUAAAUUAGUGCUCUGAUGACUUUCAAUCCAAAAUCUGUUCAAAAGGUGGAAAUGAAUAUAUAUAUCUUUAUGUGUUUUCAACUGAUUGUUCCCUUCUGAUAGCCCUGUAACAGGAACUGUAUAGAACCUGGUAUUUGUGGGGGAAAGGAUUAGCUCAACAUUUGGGUACUUAGGUGGUGAAGCUUUAUAGUUGUAUGACUUUAGAUCAUUUGGGUUGGUUUUUAUACGUGUGGAUUUUCAGGACUUGACCUAUUCUUAUUUUAUUUUCCUUUUAGCCAUUUUUUUGUCCUUACAGCACCUGCCAGGUAGACUCCACCUUCACCCUCACUGUCUUUUCCGAAUCCCAUUUACAAGGGCUGAAGACCCAGGCGAGACUCGGAAGGCAGGGAAUGCCGAGAGAGCCACCCAGUUCCCCAGUCUGUCCCGGAGCGCGAGAGUGUGGCACUCCCCUUUCAUGUGUGACCCGGAGCAGUGAGCCUGUGUGUGUUUUCUACUUUUUCAGUCCUGCUUCAUGUGCCUGGUGUUUUGUAAAAGGUUUGUUCGACAUACAAGUCAGGGAAUGGGUGAUACAUCAGACUUCAGAAAGGAGGUUACCUACAGCUAUUUUAAUGCUAGAAGAGGCCUUAAUGGUGAUCUGAUAUCACCCUUCCCACUUCUUCUGAAGUAUGAAAACAGUGUUUUUAGAAUUGGACUCAAAAAAAUAAAUCUCUAAAACUAAUGGACUAAAUUUCAGUGAGAAUUUGAAUGAGGAUCAACGAGGUACCAACCUCGGUCAAGACGCAGUAGUUCUGUAAUGAGCGCGCGAGGGCGUCCCCGGCAGACAGUGAAGUGUCGGCUGUCCAGACUGCAUAGGGUCAGGGUUUGUUUGGUUGUUUCCUUAAAAUGUUUUAAUUACAUAGGGUUAGGUUUAAGUUAGCUACCCAUAAAAUAAAUCCACUUCUACUGGAACUCUGUGACCCAUUUCAGUGGAGUGGUAAAAAUUAGACACCAUAUAUAAUUCUAGGACACUACGCAGACUUGUAUAAAUAAAGCCAUCCCCCAGUGGGCCCUGCAAUCUCCACGAGAUUUAGACACUUAAAAAAAAAUACAUGCUUUUAAAAUGCAAACAAAACACUGGUGGUAAGACUUUUAAACCAGAACCUCUUGGCAUCCCCCUAAGUACAUGGUGUAAAUUUAAUGAGCAGUCAGAGUUCAUAAUGAGAAUCUGUCUUUAUUUGCCUGCAUUCCUUUGAGAUUGACAGAUGGUGACAGUAAGAGAAUGAACCCAUUAUAAUUACUCAUGCAUUCUUGGAUUACUAGCUGUUACUACCAUUGAAUUAAAAUAAGCGUAAUUUUAGGUAUGGAAUGUUCUGAUUACUUGAAGAAUUUUCUGAUAUUCUUUGUAACUUCCUGUUUUAGCUAGUGGAUUGAGAAUAACUUUAGAUUCUCAUUCAGUAGUUUUGCAGACUUCAAAGUGGAAAUGUAGAAAAUGGAGCCAUAGCAGUAAGAAUCUCACAAAGUGGAAGGGCUUUGGGAGCUAGGGCAGCGCGCUGGAGCACAGGCUUGUGGGCAUGGGCUUCAGCGGAGUCCCGGCUCAGGCACAGUGUGACCUCGGGCCCCGCUCCCUUCACCGUUCUGAGCCUGCUUUCCUAUUAGUGAAACAGUUAUGAUUUCCUCACAGUGUUGUGAGGGUUAAAUGAAAUGUGUAAAUUGCCUAUUGUAGUAGGCCCUCAAAUAUUUAUUUUUAAUUGCUUUUUAUUAUACACAUUGUUUUUCCAACGUUUUGUACCUGCCUUAAAGUCUAGGAAAAAGGGGAAUACUGGUUAAAAAAUGUUUAACUAUCGAAACUUAAUAAGCUAAUCAGAGUGGCUUAUUUUCCUUCCAGCUUCUGGUGGUUUGGGUUGGGGUUUUUUUGUUUUGUUUUACCAUAACACAAGAAAUUCACAUUUUGAGGCUGAAGGAGCAAGAAAAUUGUGUCGGUGCUUUGAAUUAUUUUCAUCCUGAUGGUGACACAAAGAGAUGUUGGCUUACAGAGGGCAUGUGAGGAAGCUGUGGCUCACUCGAAGGGGGGAUCUCGGUGUUUCAGUACUUGGGUUCUACAGAUCUUACAGGUUUUCCUCACUGCCAUAAAGGAGGAGUCAGUUGGUUUAAUACUGACGGAACUUCUUUGGUGCUUUCAUGGCAAAGGAUUUGAUAAGUGAAGCAAGGUUCUUAAACACUAAAGCAAAAUGAAAUAGGGAAAACUAAGGAUGAUAUAAAACAUUCAGAAAUAAAUAACUUCAAUAAAACCUGACUUGAAAUAACUGCAGU
Molecule: messenger RNA, 3278 nt
Organism: Phyllostomus hastatus (greater spear-nosed bat)
Lineage: Eukaryota; Metazoa; Chordata; Mammalia; Chiroptera; Phyllostomidae
Gene: GRPEL2
Product: GrpE like 2, mitochondrial
Exons: 4
Coding region: 56-733 (225 amino acids)
Biological process (GO): protein folding; protein import into mitochondrial matrix
Cellular component (GO): PAM complex, Tim23 associated import motor
Molecular function (GO): adenyl-nucleotide exchange factor activity; protein-folding chaperone binding; protein homodimerization activity
Source: RefSeq, a predicted model, not a curated record